AUGGAGGGCACGCCUUCGGGGGAGGAUGUAGAGGGAAGGCUGUUGGCUCCUCUUUCCACUCUACUGGCCUCGGAACUUUGUCUAAGACAAACGGAUCGCGCUUUCCACGACAUUCGUCGUCUGGCGAACAUUCUGAGCCGUGUCAAUCAUGACUCUCGCCGGGAGGACUUGCUCGACUACAUCCGAUCCAACCGGGCGCGGUUCCUCAAGGCAUAUGCCAUCAUCAGCUGGCUAUCUGGAAAUCAUGGGGAAUUAGUUGCGAAUGCGAGCAAUGCACUCGCUGAAGCUCGAUCUCAACGCGAGCAGAUUGAUGCGUGCCAAGACCAAUUCUUCUUCAUGCACGGGGGGCUGUUCGGCGCCCGUCAGCGACUCUACGACGUACCUGUUGCAGUGGAUGUCCUCAUCGGGGGACGGUAUCCCCACCUGCCGAAAGGGAUAGAGUAUUGCGGAGGCGAUAUCGACCCGCGCCCUAUCUUCGAGCUGCCAGCGAAUCGCGAGGAGAUUGUGCUAAGAGUGGACCGUGCCAUACGUUUGGCUCUUUUGAGAAGGGGCGGCGUCCCCAAUCAGUUCACAAGCCACACCGUGAAAAACGGCGUGCUCACGCUCACGGUCAACGGAGAGUUUGAGCUCAUGGUCACUCUCCAAGCUGAACGGGAAGAUGCUAGGUGGGCAUUGCUAGGGGUCACGUUGCUGGUGCAGGCGAGGGAAGGAGAGUCGAUCACCGCACCUGUGCGAGAUUUUCGUCAGCAAAGGUAUCUUCACGAGGUGAUCCAAAAAGCGAUGGAUGUGCACGCGGACGGUGACGCAAACCCGAGACCGAACGCUCUGCUUGCGGCGUAUCAAGUGUGCCACGACCUGUGUUGCAGCAUGGUGCUGGAAAUUUUACACGCGCAGGCUCAGAAACUGGCGACGAGGGUAGGAGGCUUGUGGGCCGCGCAGCUUGCAGUGAUGUUCCACAAGGACUCUCAGAUAGUGGCCGCUCUUGGACCGCCGGGGGAGUUCCUUGAAGGGAGAGGGCUGGGCAGCGACGUGGGGGAUCACUCUGUGACUACGGACGAGGAGACGUCCGCGGUAGAUUCGCUGCUGACCAGUUCGGUCCAGAUAUAUCCGGACAAGCUGAGUUGCGCGCGAAUGCUGUUGGCUGCCGCCCGAAUAUUUGCCUCACAAAAGGUCAACACGCUGGCAGCAGAUGUGGAGUCAUAUGCGGCGCAACUCGGAGCUUGCGUUCCGCGGGUGACCACUGUGGGCGGGCUCAGCGCCUACAUUUGUCCUUGGGGGGGUGGGGGCGUGGAAGUGUCCGUGGACGUCAAGAGUGGCAGAUAUCUGGUGAAAGACACCCUCCCCGGUGGCGGUAAAGCUAUGGCGAGUUGCAUUUCUCGUUUGCGGGAAGCCUUGAACCUCUUGCCUCUAACGGACUCGCAAAGUCUUGGAGAGAGCAUUGCUUCAACGCUAUCGGCAGGCAGGAGUGUCCUACAGAAACGAUCGAUACCAACCCAGAGAGCGCGAAACGGGGAGCAAGACCUGCGGCAGCAACACGUGCGUCGUUGCAUGGGGGAAUCGUUUGGACUCCUGCGCAGGGGUGAGUUGGAGCACACCUUUCGGUGUGCUUUUGGAGUGGUCCCUCACCUACGCUGGCAAGCUUUGCUUGGCCGCACAGAUGCGAACGCCAUAGAUGCUGGUACAGAGUUCCCUCGGUUGGACGGCAGCGACACCUUGCGAAGCUCCGUGCGCCUGGGCCAAUUCCGAGAGAAUGGCGUUCUUUUGUCGGAAGCAUGGCGCAAAAGGACUCGCAACUUUCGCAUUUUGCGAAGAGGGACAAGCGCGAUUGAACUGACGAGGGCGGAAAGGGCCGCAACCAUCGGUCAAGUCCCAACUGCAGCGUCGGCAGGUGCUGGGUUUCGCCUCAAUUCGGCACCACCCCUCGACGGUGAUCUCAGUUGUUCCAGUGGCUGGCAGCAGGGUGGUGGGACGCUACCAGCGGCACUUGCAGCGUCACUGGCGGAAGUAUCCGACGGCGGAGAUGAUAUGGCGAGCAGGUCAACGCGUUGGAGAACCGAUCGUGGCGUGGGAUCCGGUGCAAACGGCGUGAAAGCGUCGUCAGAAGGGAAUGUGCUAGAGGAGACGGGCGAGGUGCUUUCCUUCUUUUUGGAAGUGGACAUCACUGGUAACUUGGAUGUGGAACACACGGUAGUUUCGGCCACCCUUCCUACGGCGGGGCGGGCUCGAAAGUCCCUUCGGCCGGUGGUGGGAGAGACUUACAAGCUCUUCCCUUGUCAGCCGCUUAGCGGUUCGCGGUGCGGGUCCCUUGACGCGGAUCUACUUCCAUCCAAACCGCCCCCGGCGGUGGGCACCAAGCGUUCAGCCUCGUGUCUGGAUGCAGGCUACUCGCAGGGGGCCAUUGGUAUCACGACAGGGGUGCACGACGGGCUUUGCCCCACCACGUUGCAUGCGGCAGUCGGUACGGUCGGAGAAGCAUCUCAGACUCAGUUGUGUACGGCGGUGCAGAUGUGCAACCGAUUUGUCCCGUUCGCGCGGUUGCAGCAUGCUUUGCUGAGGGUCGGCACCGGUCUGUCAUUGGAUUUUCGCGAGCUGACGCACUUUUCCGGGGCUACGCAGCAAGUCCCACACUGCGCUGUGUUUUUGGCGGGUGAGCAUGGCUGGUCGAGUCCAGAGGUAGCAGCGUCCUCUGCGAGGGUGUCGUUUUUUCCUGGACACACUCAAGCAGAUACCUGGGAGUGGGAUGUUACACUGGGCCCUACAACAUCGCUAAUGGAUUUCAUCUGGGCUGUCCCGGCGAAGGACGAAGACAAAGGACUGGCCGUAACGAGGGGGAUCGUCCACGAGCAACUGCCACUGGCACAGCAUAUCGAGAUUCUCGGCGUUCGUCAAGAGGGUAUUGAAAGCAGUAGUACUACGAGGAUGGCACAAGGGAAGCACGUCAGGUUCCGGUUUCCUCCUCCUUUCUCUGUCCAUGCCAUGUGCCGCUCGUUUGCUCUGGCUGGAGAGGGAUUGACGGUCAUGCAGACUUUGGCUGCCCAGGCGAGCAAGUUGCGACAGACCGGAUGCGAGGCUGCAGGCUACAGCGUGGUGUCUUGCAGCCCAAUACACGUUGCCAUGCGAGAUUCUAAGCUUGACCACGUGGUGCUUCUGACGCACAGCGCGUUCUCCUCGAGGCAUAUCUCUUCGGCAGACCGGCCAGGGUUGGUUUUGAUCCCUUGGCCUCAUGCUCCAACUUGUCCGGCAGCUAUGCGGGAGCUGGAGGCAUCGGUCAGGAAGCACCGCGAUCUCAACGCCUUGCUACAUGGUCUUUCACGGACUGUGCCAGUCCUGGCCGAGGUGUCGCGUGUGUUGCCGGGUGUAGGGAGUGCAGCUGGCAUGAACGGUGACCGUUCUCCCUCCAGGGGGGAGUUCGUGCUCACAGCUGUCACCCCGGCGAGGUUCGUGUUGUCAAAAUCUCCUCUGGGCGAACGACGAUUGCAGUCAAAGCCUGCGCUUACUCUUGCGGUAGAGGCAGGCGGGCAAGUUCGAGUUUCUACACCGGGCAGGAAGGACGUUGUGGCCGAUACUGGUGCAUUGCGGCGUUUGUUGCUUGAGUGGAUCGCAUCAACUUCCGAGUAGUGCUUCAGUUUUUACCCUUCAGGAGGUGCGUGUGAUUUGUGUUGCUUGUGGCUGUGGUCUAGCCAAGAUGCUGGGUAUCCGUGUAUGUGUGUCCUUGGCCGUCCUGCAUCUCUUGGUUCUUGCCAUGGCCACUGUUGCCCUGUGCCAGUCCAAUACCUCUCUGUCGUUCUCUCUGGUUUAGCCGGGGCAAAAGACAGAGUGGGUUCCCUCUCUCUAAGAAACCCUGCCUCUU
Molecule: messenger RNA, 3850 nt
Organism: Ectocarpus siliculosus
Lineage: Eukaryota; Phaeophyceae; Ectocarpales; Ectocarpaceae
Source: the annotation of a GenBank genome assembly